Chondrus crispus (carragheen) is the source of this 1815-nucleotide messenger RNA. RefSeq lists its product as hypothetical. The record is from RefSeq and is a predicted model, not a curated record. Bases 1 to 882 code for a protein of 293 amino acids. The transcript is spliced from 2 exons. Lineage: Eukaryota; Rhodophyta; Florideophyceae; Gigartinales; Gigartinaceae.
AUGAACGAGCUUGAGAUUGGGGAUUCGUUCAUGCCCCAUGAUGCUUUGAAAGUGUCUCUUGCCCGUUUUGCGUGCCACGCGAAGGACGUCAAGGAAGCCGUUGUUAUUAUUCCGCCAUGUGAACCGCCAUACAAACAUAUGGCCGCUGUAGUUCGAGUUGGCGAAGACGUCGUAGUCAAAUAUGGUCCCUACGUCAGCGCAAAGGAACAGGAAACAAUCCGUUUCAUUGCUGAGAAUACUCCAGUUCCAGUACCGCAGGUAUAUGGUGUACAUGAGGGUGACGAUGGAAACACCUACAUCGUCAUGGAGUUCAUCAGUGGGACCCCCCUUGAUUUAGUAUGGGACUCACUUGAGGUGUCGCAGAAGGAGAAACUUGCUCAUCAGCUGCGUGAGUACUUCGAGGAACUGCGAGAAUUGCGAGGAAAUUUCAUCGGUUCUGUCCAUGAGGGUCCUUGCAAGGAUAUUUACUUUGAUGAAGGUGCAGAUAAAGGCCCAUUUACAACGGAGGUAGACAUGAAUGUUGCGAUUGUCGAGGCAGUUCGAAAGGGCUCGGGCUUGACAGAAGAUUUUGUAACAUGCACACUACCCGGGUUACCGCACAAUCAUGCCAUAGUGUUCUCUCAUGGCAAUUUCGGCGUUACUCACGUCAUAGUGGAUAGCGAACAUGAAAAUGUCCGAGCUAUCGUUGGUUGGCAAAGGUCCGGCUUCUUUCCAGAAUAUUGGGAUUUCGUAAAUGCUCUGACCCUUACCAUUGCGCCCUUUCGCUCAGACUGGGUGCUAUACGUGGAGAAAAUUCUAAAACCGUACUAUGAUGAGUACCCACAUUGGUGUCAACUCCGCAUGAGUGCCCGUUGGAGAAGACAAAUGGCAGGACGCUGUUAGCUAUGAAGUGGGGUACUUAUGGGAGACUCUUUCGCCACUGUCUUAGCACGAAACAAUAUCGCAAGGUGGCUUGGAGCUGGCAGGAGUACGAACUGGCACAGACAGAAGACACGGGUUUCCCCGUUUCCUUGUUUGUAAGUAUUAUGCAUUUUGGGCAGCGUCCAAGUCUUUGGACAUCCCGAAUGCAUUGUGAGCAAAAUCUUCUGCUCUGAGAGUGUCGCGUACCAAGGGUGCCCUUAGGUUACUGAAGUACAACAAGUUAGGCAGCUAUGGCUCGUCGAAGGUUGUGGUUCAUGCCCUUUGUAUCGUCUAGACCGCAUCGCAAAGUCAGAAACCGACAUCAGCGCAAGGGACGUUUGCGACAAAAGUCUGCGCUAGCUAGACGGAACCGGAGAAGAAGAGCUAGGUACCCACCAGUCCAAUACCUACCCCUGCGGUAUACCUUGCAGUAUACCGCAGGGUAGGUGAGACCAACGUGGAAAAAUACUUCGUGCACAAGAAAUUGACUUUAUCGAAAUGGCAUGUGCUCGAGGAGCGACCGAAAGCUGUAAUACAGAAUAGAUGAACAUUUGGAACGGUCGAAGCUCCAACUGGGUCUCCGUGGAUUGUUGUACCAAGCUGAUGCUACAACAAAUUGUGACCUAUGCCAUGGGUCUCAUUUCCUUCGACUCUGCGACUGGCUACCUCGCAGAUGAGCCACCGUUGUUUCUCAUCCAUUUCCUCCUGAAUCCUACCGACUACGCGCUUUGGUAAUAUGGAUUGUGUCAGUUGAACGCGGAGUACUUGCACUUCGCGUUCCGACGUUCUGGUAUCUUACGGUUUAUCGUACUAUUACUAUUGCUUGAUAUGAAGCGCGCCACACAGAGCGUAGGUAUAAAACAAAUCGGUGUGCACAGUACAAACUGUGCUGACUGCGGAUGAACACAAGUUAAA